This is a messenger RNA of Myripristis murdjan (pinecone soldierfish), 1195 nucleotides long. RefSeq names its product histone H3-like. The transcript has 2 exons. Lineage: Eukaryota; Metazoa; Chordata; Actinopteri; Holocentriformes; Holocentridae. Gene Ontology annotation, cellular component: nucleosome. The record is from RefSeq and is a predicted model, not a curated record. Gene Ontology annotation, molecular function: DNA binding; structural constituent of chromatin; protein heterodimerization activity. The coding region runs from base 25 to 681 and encodes 218 amino acids.
GAGAGGAGUGUUUUAGUGUGAGCCAUGGCCAGAACCAAGCAGACCGCCCGUAAAUCCACCGGAGGCAAAGCCCCCAGGAAGCAGCUGGCCACCAAGGCGGCCAGGAAGAGCGCCCCGGCCACCGGCGGCGUCAAGAAGCCUCACCGCUACCGGCCCGGCACCGUGGCUCUCAGGGAGAUCCGCCGCUACCAGAAAUCCACCGAGCUGCUCAUCCGCAAGCUGCCCUUCCAGCGCCUCGUCCGAGAGAUCGCCCAGGACUUCAAGACCGACCUGCGCUUCCAGAGCUCGGCCGUCAUGGCUCUGCAGGAGGCCAGCGAGGCUUACCUGGUCGGCCUCUUCGAGGACACCAACCUAUUCACGGAAAUCAUUAUGUCUGGACGUGGCAAAGGAGGCAAAGGUCUGGGGAAAGGAGGCGCUAAGCGUCAUCGUAAAGUUCUCCGCGAUAACAUCCAGGGUAUCACCAAGCCCGCCAUCCGCCGUCUGGCUCGCCGCGGCGGAGUCAAGCGCAUUUCUGGCCUCAUCUACGAAGAGACCCGCGGGGUGCUUAAGGUCUUCCUGGAGAACGUCAUCCGCGAUGCCGUCACCUACACCGAGCACGCCAAGAGGAAGACUGUCACCGCCAUGGAUGUGGUCUACGCUCUCAAGAGGCAGGGACGCACUCUCUAUGGCUUCGGAGGCUAAACACCAACAACGACCAUCACAACAACACAAAGGCUCUUUUAAGAGCCACCCACAACGCACUCAAGAGCUCGUUCUUAAGGCUUUAAUGUUAUACAGUCACAGUAACUGUUACUUAGUAUUAAGGAACUUAAAUAUUUUGUGUAGAUAGUAAGCAUUAUCAUGUGAGCUGUAAUCAUCACUUAAUAAAACAAUUACACAACUGAUUGUUUUCAAUAAACAAUACAAUUAAGAAAUGAAAACUCAAAAUUUUAAAUGUACUGAAUCCCAUGAGACCAGCAGCUAUGUCUGUAACUUAGCAGUCAUAAACUCAAGAGCAGGCGCAGUUAAAACAAAUGGUAUCACUACAGAUCCCUGUACCAUCUAAACUGACCAUAUUUUGACUUUUGAGCUCAUAAAUUAAUGACUACGCCCAGAGGAAAUGGUUGAAACCUGAAGCGGAGCUACGGGUGGGCCUGGAUGGGCGUAGGCCCACCCAGAUUGACAGCUUGCCCACCCUAUCAGAUUCAAGACCAAA